AUCAGUUUGAUUUGAAUUUGGCGCUGAUCAUGUGAUUCCAACGUUUAUAUAUCCUUUACGUACGGCAACGUUGCCGGGUACCCGACGAUUUCCGAUCCUUUUUGCUUCAACGGCUUGCACGUUAACAGCAAAAAUAUUUGUUGCCUCAAUAAUAGUUGAUUAACAAUAAUUAUUGAGUGUUUCAACAACUACAUCAAUAAAGCGCCUUUGUUUCAGAUAUUCGAGAGAUCCAAAGCUACCUCCUGGGGCACCUGCUGUACCAUCCUUGGCAUCAUAUCAUCAGAGGCUGAGAAGGCACUAGGGUCCAGGAAGCACUGCAGAUACUCUUGCUUUCUUUCUUUCUUUCUUUCUUUCUUUCAUUCUUUCAUUCUUUCAUUCAUUCGCUUUCUUUCUUUUAUUCUUUCUUUGAAAAUAAUAUUCUUGUCUUAUUUUAUUCAUUUUGCAAUAAGUAAUAUUCGCUUUUCUAAAGUAUUUUCUUUUUAUCGAGGUAAAAUCUUGUUGGGAAUUGCUGAACGCAGCACAACAUCUCUCUCAUUGAAAAGCAAGUGCACGGGAACUUCAUUAAAGGAAGCAGUUAGAACAUCAAAAAAGGUCGAAGACUUUAGAGUACGGAUAUCCAUCUGCUCAUCAAGUCCAUCAAAUUGCCAACUUGAUGGUCAGCUAGGAGUACACAGGUCAUCGACUGGCUACAUAUCAACACCAACUCUUAAAGAAUUGGCUUUGAAAGCUGUUUCGCAGUAGCUGUGCCAGGAGAGUGUAAUCUACGGCGUGUUCGAAUAUUGCUGUUUAACUUCAAGGCAUCGACUGCAAGAUGAACAAAAAACAACAGAAGAACUUGGGAGCUUCUCCUGUCGAUGAAGCCAAUGCCAAUCUCUUGGGGAGAAUGAAUGUGAUGAACCAAGAGCAGCUUAAUAACCAGCCGAAACUGACAUGGCAGCAGCAGCAGCAGCAGCAGCGGCAGCAGCAGCAGCAGCAGAAGCAAGAGGAGCAACAAAGAAAUAACAAGAAAGAGGGAAAGGUAGUGCAACAUAAUCAGAAACACCAAGGAACUGGAAGUAUGCACAAUAGACCGACGCAAGGAGGAAACUCGCAACAGGGACAGAAAACGCAAGGAGGAAACUCGCAACAGGGACAGAAAACGCAAGGAGGAAACUCGCAAAAGGGACAGAAAUUGCAAGGAGGAAACUCGCAACAUUGGCAGAAGUCGCAAGGAACUGUUAGCAUGCAAUGUCAGAGACAGAAUCAAGGAGAAAAGCCACCGCAACAUCUCAAUAAGCCAGGGAGAAAAACGCAAACGGAAGGACAGAAAAACUACGGAAAUACGCAAGAAGAUAAGGCAGAAUUACAGCACUCAUUUCGUUCGCAAACAGCAUUGACAUCACAACAUCAACAACAACAACAACAAUAUAACGAUCAUCGAUACCGUACGCCGCAAAAUACAGGAACAGCAGCAGUGGAAAUGUCUAUCAAGGAAUUGUCAAAGACUACACAAUCGAUGAACAAAAGAAUAGUCCGUCUAGAGGCAUCGAUUAGAGCUGUAAAAUCCAGUCAGGAAGAGCUGAAGAACGAUGUAAGGUCGAUCAACAAAAAGGUCGUCGAUGUCCAGACAUUAGCAACAUCCAUUCAUAAAAUGUUGACAGACAUCAGAAAGCAUCAAUCUUCCAAGGCGACAACAAAACCUGUUUUCUUGCCGUUCAAGUCCUGCGCGGAUCUACUAGCAUUCGACAAUACCACGGACGAGCAGUUUGACGACUGCGUAAGCUACUUGGAAUAUAUCAAAGGAGUUACUGCAUCAGAUUCAGCAGCAAAAUUUUUCAAAGCCUGCUUUGUUGUCAAUGAAGAUAUUUUCCGCAAUCUCACAUGGACCGGCUCAAAAACUAACCAAGACCUCAUGGCACUAAAGGAUACUCGUUUUUCGACAGCUUGCCUAAAUGCAAUGCCGUAUAAUAAGGAUACACUGACGAAGCCAACGGAGGAUGAUUUCGUCAAGGCUAUGACAAAAGCCCUCAAGAGUGCCAAAGAGAGCUUUCGCCGCACUGGCAUCCUGCUACGUCGUCCGAUUCAAAACCAGAAUCACCAGGAUUCUCCACCGCCUAAGCGACUUCGCCGUCAUAACGAGCCAGCUAUCGUCGACAAUGCGCCACGCUUCGACGGAGAGAACGAAGAAAAGUUCAGCGAUAACGACUUUCAUGAGACCAUCUACUGGAACAACAACAACAACCUGGAUAACCAGAUGUUCGAUGACUUGAACGAAGAAAACGGUGACAACCUGAACUUGGAUCCCAAGACACAAGACGACGACUUUGAGGAGAACGACACCGAGGAUCCGAACUUAGAACAAAAUGAAAAUGAAGAAGAUGCUGAAGGAGAUGAAGAAGAUGCUGAAGAAUAUCAAGAAGAUGCUGAAGAAUAUCAAGAAGAUGCUGAAGGAGUUAAAGAAGAUGCUCAAGAAGAUCAAGAAGAAGAGAAUAUAUUUUCGUAAAUUAAGAUAAGUAUUCUUUCAUUUAUUAUUUAUAUUUAUUUCAUAACUUUUCUUUCUCACCAAGCUCAUUCACACUAUUACUAAAAAUAGUUUUAGUUUCCCAUUCUUCGUUUUUUUUUUAUUUUCAAAUUAGUUUAAAUAGAUGUGAAAGGGCUUUGGAGGGCUUAAUUUCAUAACCCAACUUUUGUUUCAGUUAUAUAAAAAAUACACGUUAGUUUUAGGUAUGCUUUAUUAUUUCUUACUAUUAGUGUUUAACGUGUAUUUUUUAUCAUAACGCUUUUUCACAUUUUUAUUACAAGUAUAUGUUUUUAUUUGCUUCAUUUAUUAUUAGUUAUAAAAGAUGUGAGAAAGCGUUGGAGGGGCUAGUAUUGUGGAUGAGCCUCACAGAGACGGGCGAGGUCGGGGCCCGCUCAUACCUAAUAAACAAAAUUUGAUUUUCAGCUUUUGAUAGACAUCUCAUCCAUUGUAAGAAAUAUAUAUUUCUAUAUCUAUUAUAUAAUAUAAGUGUCUAAUAUUUAUUCUUACAGGUGCUCCAAGUGAUCAGUAUUUUACAUUCCUUUUUUUAAAAUAAUUAAUAUUUUACAGGUUUCAUAUAGCACAGCAGGUACGCACACCUAUCAUUUUUGGGAUGAAUAAAUAGCCAGCAACGAUUUGGAAUUUGAAAUCAGAUGAGUAUAUUCAACAUUCUUUAAUAAUGCAUGUAAUGAUAGAAUUAUAGCUUGUGUCUGUUUAUUUGCAGCAGCAGUAGCAACAGCAACAGCAGCAGCAGAAUCAACAGGAUUUGUUUGAGCAAUGGAGCACAUUACGUUGCAGCAACGGUGCCACGAAAAGCAACAGCAGCAGCAACAUUAUACCUCGAAAAGAAGCAGCAACAGCAGUACCUCAAAGAGCACCAGCAGCAGCAGUGCAAUAUAUUUUUAUAGAGAUGCAGAAGCCCAUACCAAGACGAAUGUGUCCGGUGGUAGCUUCUCAAGUAGGGUGUAGCAAAAAAAUCAUUUGUAAACGAUGUAUUAGAAUGUGAGGGCUUAGCUCAGAUUGCUACAAUAUUUCAAUUAAUUGUAGAUUUCUUUUUUAUUAACGUAUUUUUUAAUUAUUAUUGAUGUAUUCUUAUUUC
Molecule: messenger RNA, 3596 nt
Organism: Nasonia vitripennis (jewel wasp)
Lineage: Eukaryota; Metazoa; Arthropoda; Insecta; Hymenoptera; Pteromalidae
Exons: 12
Coding region: 812-2482 (556 amino acids)
Source: RefSeq, a predicted model, not a curated record